Molecule: messenger RNA, 1515 nt
Organism: Cryptococcus wingfieldii CBS 7118
Lineage: Eukaryota; Fungi; Basidiomycota; Tremellomycetes; Tremellales; Cryptococcaceae
Product: RNA polymerase II transcription factor
Exons: 6
Coding region: 1-1515 (504 amino acids)
Source: RefSeq, a predicted model, not a curated record
AUGACCUUCAACUUCAAGGACAUGAGACCCCUCGUCAUAGACUGCGACACUGACACUAUUAGGGCAGCCUUUGCCAUCGGCGAGCUCUUCCCAGCCCCGGUCAUUACAAUCCGUGCUUGUUACGCUGUCCCAACAGCAUCCUCAAGCAAAGCUGGAGACACAAACGGUGACAUCCAAGUGGCGGAUGGCCAGGAAGCUGGGUCGAAGAGCGGAUGGCUGGUCGGCGAAGAGUUGCUUAACGCGCAAGAGGACGGACGAGAACGAAGUCUGGAAUGGAGAUGGCCGUUCAGGCCGAGUGAGGGAGCGGAAGACUGGGAAGGACGAGAAUUCGUCAUCUCACAUGUUUACGCUCUCGCUGGUAUAAACAUCCCAAGCAACACUAUCCCCCUUCUUUUGAUACCUCCCGCCUCCCCUCCUCUUCUACCACUGUCUACUCAGGCCUCCUACACCCAAUUCGCAUUCGAGGCUAUCAACUCUCCAAUGUUUUCCAUCCUCCCCGCGCCCCUGGCUGGUCUCUUUGCUCUCGGUGCUACGACUGGCAUUGUGAUCUACAUCGGCCCUUCAGAGUCGUCAGUGUUCUUGGUCACGGACUCUAUCGUCAGGUGGGAAUGCACGACGACCGCGGAUGUGGGACGACUGGACUGUGAAGCCUUUUUCGAGGGAUUGCUGAUGGAGGAUGAAGAUCUGGACAAGGAGCUCAAAGCGGCAGCAGGGAAGGAAUCGUUGCAGGGGGAAGAAAAACGAAAGCUUGUCAAAGAGGUGGCUGAGUUCGUGUGGAAAGAGUGUACUGGCCCCGAUAUCGAGGUGCCUGCGCUGGAUAGCAGGGCUGCUGAGGCGAUCAGAGGAGUUCAAGAGGAAGAGGACGAGUCAUUUGAUGUCGCUAAAAAGCUCGCUGGAGAUGCCACUGCCGCCCCUGCUGUGAGCUCUCAUAAGAGCAAGAAGCAACAGGCCCAGGCAGUCGCCGCCGCCAACAGGGCUGCUGCCGACGCUGCGGCUCGAGCAGCCGAGCAAGUUGAUUUAAUUGUGGUGACCAUUCCCUCGUUGCCCGAAAAGGAAAUCCAAUUGGGUCCCGUGCGGCAUCGUCUUUGCGAACCGUUAUUGACUGGCAAGACUGUUGGUGGGGAUACCGUCUGGGAGGCCGUUGGGCGAGCGAUCGAGAGCGCCAGUUUGAGCUUGGGAGAAAAGCUUGCUAUCUGGGACGGUGUCGCUGUGAUCGGAGAGACGGCCAAGAUUCAAUCCUUCUCUCCUGCGCUUGUCACCUACCUUUCGCCUUACCUCUUGUCCUCUGCGGAGCUCGUAUCCGACUGUCAACCGUCCAAGUUGCGUCUUUUGAGCAUUCCCGAAUACUUUGCCAAUUAUCGAAAGUCUACGACCGACCUUGCGCCGUUCUUGGGUGGACAGCUUGUUGCGAGGGUCGCUUUCACAGAAACGCAAGGAAAGCACAGUAUCUCCAAGAUUGACUAUAAUUACAAGGGACCGCAGGCCAUAUAUACAGUCAUUGGCGAAGACAGAUAG